GUGUCUGUGAGGUGACUGACUAUUUUACUUUGUUUGUACCAUCUAACUCACACCUAAACACACAAAAUGAGCUCUGGAAAGAAAACACCAACCCAGGAACCCAGUUCUAAGAAGAAAAGACCCGCCAGCACCCCUGAAAACUGCUCCGGAGUGAGUAACACCGACACACCUAUCGCCACGUCACACCAAAACAAUGACAUCGGCGCUGCGGUAAGAGAGGCUUUGCUGUCCUUGUAUGCACCUCAGCCGGCUCAGAUUUUCGCCUCACCACCCCUUGGAGCUCAGUCUAAUCCUGAUGAAGGAGCACAUGAUAGAUCAACGCUGCAGAUCGAUGAGGGACAACCUGAUCUUCACUGGGAUACCAGAGUCAGCUACAGCACAGGAACCAGAACACACAGGGGAUGUGCUGAAGACCUUCAUCCAGGAGCAGCUUGAACUGGACCCCAGCAACUUCAGCUUCAGGAGGAUUCACAGGAUUGGCCCAAAGAGACGAGGAGCAACAAGACCCCGCUCUAUCAUAGCAAAAUUUAACAUUACAACUGAGAGGGACCUGGUUAAGAAGUCAGGAAAGAAAUUGAA
Haliotis rubra (blacklip abalone) is the source of this 579-nucleotide messenger RNA. RefSeq lists its product as uncharacterized. The transcript has 2 exons. NCBI's taxonomy places the organism in Eukaryota, Metazoa, Mollusca, Gastropoda, Lepetellida, Haliotidae. The coding region runs from base 67 to 435 and encodes 122 amino acids. The record is from RefSeq and is a predicted model, not a curated record.